AUGGGAAAGAGACGAAACGCCUCAAAAAAAUCUUCCGUUGCCGCUCAAGGUAGCGCCGCCAGCAGCAUGAACAAUGGUGGUGGCCGGAGCAAUAACAACAUGUUCUCAGCGUUUGAUUUUUGUAAUGAUGAAGAGUUACAGGUUGAGGCCCAUGCCCGCGAAGCCGUUGCCAAAUUCGGAAUUCAAAGCCCUAGCAAAAAAUCCGUACGCCGCCGUAAAUCCAUUGACAAAUACGAUUUCCUUAUGUGCUUUACACAAGGAAUCCAAAGUAAACAAAAACAUCUUGUGAAUGAUGAUGAGUUGGGGGUUGCUGCUACUGAUGGUGAAAUAUCACUUGGUUCUUCAAACCAUGAACCGCGAACUCUUUCUCCUCUAGAGUGCCAAAGCCCAGUAAGUACUUCUGGGGUAAAAUCCUGCCCAAGAAGAAGGAGGAAAUCAGGACGGCAUUCAGCUAGCAAGAAGCAUGAGGCAGUGGUGGUUGUUGCUCCCUAUUAUGUUAAACUUGAGAAAAAAUAUCAUAGAAGAUGUGUCUUUACGUUUUCACAGAGAUGCAUCAGAUUGGAGGGUUUGCCAUUUUGUGAUAGAAAGGGGACUCGUUGUGUUGAAUGGCCAACCUCUGAUAUUUUAAAUAUUGAGCAUCAGCAUUAUGAUAAAGGUGAAGUCAUCAACUUACAGAUGAGGUACAAGGAUGCAAAUGGUGAUGAAACUAGUCAUUUGCAGCUGGAGUUUGUCGUUCUCGAUGAUCCUCAGUGGCCUGAGAAACAAGAAGAAAUAAAAUCAUUGGAUUUGAACUAUGACGUUUCCUGGAAAACAAGUGUAACGUUGAGGCCCAUGCCCGCGAAGCCGUUGCCAAAUUCGGAAUUCAAAGCCCUAGCAAAAAAUCCGUACGCCGCCGUAAAUCCAUUGACAAAUACGAUUUCCUUAUGUGCUGAGGCAGUGGUGGUUGUUGCUCCCUAUUAUGUUAAACUUGAGAAAAAAUAUCAUAGAAGAUGUGUCUUUACGUUUUCACAGAGAUGCAUCAGAUUGGAGGGUUUGCCAUUUUGUGAUAGAAAGGGGACUCGUUGUGUUGAAUGGCCAACCUCUGAUAUUUUAAAUAUUGAGCAUCAGCAUUAUGAUAAAGGUGAAGUCAUCAACUUACAGAUGAGGUACAAGGAUGCAAAUGGUGAUGAAACUAGUCAUUUGCAGCUGGAGUUUGUCGUUCUCGAUGAUCCUCAGUGGCCUGAGAAACAAGAAGAAAUAAAAUCAUUGGAUUUGAACUAUGACGUUUCCUGGAAAACAAGUGUAACUGAAUGUUGUAUUGAAGAGUCUUUCGAAGAAGUUGUGUACCCAGAUGGGGAUCGUGAUGCAGUCAUCAUAAGUAGAAGGGACAUUGAGCUAUUAAAGCCUCGGACUUUCAUCAAUGACACCAUCAUUGACUUCUAUUUUAGAUAUCUUCAAACUAAAAUCAAGGCGGAUGAGCACAGGUUCCACUUCUUCAACACAUUUUUCUUUCAGAAGCUUGUUGCUGGAGGCCGUGGAGGAAGAAAUGCCUUUCUAAGUGUUCAUAAAUGGACAAGAAAUGUGAACCUAUUUGAAAAAGAUUAUAUAUUUAUACCUAUAAACUUCAGCCUGCAUUGGAGUUUGAUUAUUAUCUGCCAUCUUGGGGAAGCAGCUCAUUUGAAAAGAAAAAAUAUGGAUCAGGCAUCUAAAGUCCCGCGCAUUCUACACAUGGACUCAAUCAGAGGAAGCCACGGAGGGUUAGAAAAAUUGAUUAAAAGUUACUUGUCAGAAGAAUGGAAAGAGCGAGAGAAUAAAUGGCAAGAAGAAAUUGCAGUGAAUUUUAGGCAGUUGGACUUUGUUUCACUUAAGCUACCACAGCAGGAUAACUUGUGCGAUUGUGGCCUUUUCUUGCUUCACUAUGCAGAACUUUUCCUGGAGCUGGUUUCAAACGGCUGCACAACUGAAUAUAUUGACUUUCUUGAUGAGGAUUGGUUCCUUCCUGCUGAGGUUUCUCUGAAAAAGCGUGAUCAUAUUAGGAAACUGAUCCAUAAACUAAUUCAAGAUAAGGCACAGAAGGAUGCAGCUUCUAGUAAUAAUAAAUAUCUCGGUAGGGGUGUGAGAGAGAGCAGUGCAAGAUCUGUACUUACAAAUGGUGGGGAAGACUUAUGUUGUGGUACAAAUUUGAACUUGGAAGAUGACUUGGAUACUCCGGGGCAGCAGUGUUUUGCACCCAUGUUGAAGCAAACAGGAAAGUCAUCUCUCAAAGAAUGUCAUCAACCUCGUAAGCAGCGGGUUCCAAUAAACCAAUUCAAUAACUCGAGUUUACCUUUGGAGGAGGCACUCACAGAGCAAACAACCGUUCCACAAAGAGACAUAGGAAGUAGUUAUGAAACGGAUGAGAUGAAGCCUCUACAUUGUCAGCUCAAUCAGUCCCUAUGUGAAGUUAGUUCCAAUGAGAAGUCUUGGACAAAGAGCAAGGAUCUUGCAGCUUGUGUGGUCAAGGAUUCCGAGGAUGAGACCUCUUGGAUGACGAGCAAGAAUCUUGCAGCUUGUGUGGUCAAGGAUUCCAAGGAAGAGACGUCUUGCACGAUGAGCAAGGAUCUUGCAGAUUGUGUGGUCGAGGAUUCCGAGGAUGAAGUGGAGGUGGUAAGCAUCCGAACAAGGAGACAGUUAAUGCGAAACUGUAAAGCAAGUACUUGUGUUUUUUGAAGGGGGAUUGUAAAUAUGUAGAGGGCAUGCAUUUAACAUAGUUGUAUAAUGAGUAAGUUCGAUUUUGAACGAAGUGAUCAUUUCUAUCUUGACUCUCUUUCAU
Salvia hispanica is the source of this 2791-nucleotide messenger RNA. The record is from RefSeq and is a predicted model, not a curated record. Lineage: Eukaryota; Viridiplantae; Streptophyta; Magnoliopsida; Lamiales; Lamiaceae.